Pieris brassicae (large cabbage white) is the source of this 1932-nucleotide messenger RNA. RefSeq names its product cytosolic 5'-nucleotidase 3 (gene cN-IIIB). Gene Ontology annotation, cellular component: cytoplasm. NCBI's taxonomy places the organism in Eukaryota, Metazoa, Arthropoda, Insecta, Lepidoptera, Pieridae. Gene Ontology annotation, molecular function: magnesium ion binding; 5'-nucleotidase activity. The transcript has 6 exons. The record is from RefSeq and is a predicted model, not a curated record. Bases 170 to 1057 code for a protein of 295 amino acids.
AUAUAUUUUUGUAAUUAAAAUUCAACACUGUCAUAAUAAUUCGAAAUUGGGUGUUCAAUUUCGAUGUUAUAAAUUUUCGUCUACUUGCAAAAUUGUGCAGAAUAAACGUGGAGCUUGCCUUAAAUACUUAUUCUGGGGACAGCUAUAUUUUAAAUAGCACUGCUGAGCUAUGAAGUUCUUAACGACUGUAAAUGACAUACCUGAGCUAACCCAGCCAAAUGUUCAUAUCAAGGAUAAGGAUGGUCUUUUGGACAAAAUCAACAGGAUCCUGAAAGAUGGACACAGCAAGCUGCAAAUUGUAACGGAUUUUGACCAUACUUUAACUAGGCACCAAAUGGAUAGUGGAAAAAUUGUUCUUACUAGUUUUGGUAUGUUUAAAGAUUGUCCAUCGGUACCUCAAAUAUAUAAAGAUGAAGAUAAUAGGCUCUCCAACAUAUAUAAGCCAAUUGAAGUGGACCAUAUAAUGACUGUAGAAGAGAAAACAAAACAUAUGAUUGACUGGUACAUUGCAGCACAUAAAUUGUUAAUAGGAAUGAAGUUUCCGAAGCAAGAGCUCAAAGAAGUCAGCAGGAAUAUGGUGCAAUGUUUUCGGACUGGUGUUAAAGAUCUGAUAUCGUGUAGUGAAGCCCACUUCAUCCCGGUCUUGAUAUUCUCAGCUGGACUCGGAGAAUGUGUGGUUGCUGCGAUGGAGGCUGCCAACUUCCUGCUACCUCACGUUAAGGUGAUAUCAAACUUCUUGGAUAUAGACGAAAAUGACACAAUAUUAGGAAUAAAGGGUGAAGUGAUUCACACUUACAACAAAAACGAGGCCGCUAUCAAGAACACCGAGUAUUAUGAGAUGGUUAAGGAGAGAAACAACGUCAUUCUGAUGGGAGACAAUAUCGGGGAUGCUGGGAUGGCAGAGGGGAUGGAGCACUGCGACGUCAUAAUUAAAGUGGGAUUCCUGGGGAGGAAUGUGGAGGGAAAUCUCCAGAACUAUUUAAAUAAGUUUGAUAUUGUUCUCGUUAAUGACCACACCGUUAAUGUGGUUAACGCCAUAUUGAAGCACAUGCUGUGAUUUUUAUGAUUUUUAUACAGAUAUACGCAUAUCAUUAGUAACGAGAAAUUUUUGCGUGCUAUUUACAAAAUAUUUAUACUUUUAUAGUAUGAAGUCUAUAGGACCUUAUUUUGUUUUCAUUAAAUAGAUAUUUAUAAUUUGUUUUUGGUAUUAAGAAUAUUCAUGGUUAUUUAUAUUUUAUUUUACACUAUGUUGACUUGAAAGAUCAUAAAAACCGAAAAAUAUUUUAAAAAUACAAACACGUUUUUGUUGAGUAACUUUAAUUAAUGUUUCCUUGAGAAUUAAAAAAAUACUGUUUUUUUUUAAUUGUAUAUAAGCAUUUCUAUUUCAUUAUAAUCUAGCUAUAUAAUAUACAAAUACAGGUUUGAGUAUUAAAGCCAAAUAUAGCCAAAGGCUUCAUUAGUACAAGUAUUAAUUCUGAGAUUUUUUUUUAAAAACCAAUUAAUUAUAACUCAUAUUGUCAAUGAUUAUAUGAUGAGGAGGUAGUUUUGCAGUGUUUUGAGUUAUUAAGCUAAUUUUGUUUUUCAAUAGUUGUCCUACUUUUUAGGUCUCGCUUUUUGUAUUUUAGUACAUAAAAUAACAAUGUAUAAUCAACACGGACUAUUAAUGUCUAUUGGUUAAAGAUAUUCUUGAAACUUAGUACCGAUAUUUAUUGAAUUGUUUGUAAAAAGUUUAGUAACUUUUAGAUGAAAACAUGUAGAGUUAUCUAUUGUUAUUGAAUUCCGUUAAAUUACGGAUUGUUUUUCUAUUUACUCAGAGGUGAUACGGACCCACGUUCAUAGUAUAUUUAUAGAAACGUUGAAACGUCUAUGAAUUUGGUUCCUAACGUAAAUUAGUUGACAUAUUGUGAUAAAUAAAACAAAUUUAAAAAAUUA